AUGGAUCAUUCAAUACAGCGGUUGCUGAACGACAAGCUCUACGAUAAGAGGAAGCAGGGAGCUCUGGAGCUAGAGAAAAUCGUUCGAGAUGCCGUUUUCAGAGGAGAACAAGAAAAGAUUGCAAAGAUUGUCGAACAGCUCUGCCACGACUAUGCCUACGCUGUGCACCAACCUCAUGCGAGGAAUGGAGGUCUGAUCGGAUUGGCGGCUGCCUCGAUCGCACUGGGAUCUGAAGGAGUUGCGCCUUACUUGAAAGAAAUUGUCCCGCCGGUUCUAGCUUGCUUUACCGACCAAGAUGCACGAGUCCGCUAUUAUUCUUGCGAGAGCAUGUACAACAUCGCCAAGGUGGCCAAGGGAGAGGUUCUGCUCUUCUUCAAUGAGAUAUUCGAUGCGUUGGCCAAGCUCGCGUCCGACUCGGAACUCUCCGUGAAAAAUGGCGCGGAGCUUCUCGAUCGACUGGUUAAGGAUAUUGUAGCUGAGUCUGCAGCUUCAUAUGUCUCUGUGCUACAACUUUCGGAGAAGGAGACGGCCGACCCAGACGACGCGCAUGAUACGGAACUCCCUACCGCAUUCUCCCUCGCCAAGUUCAUACCUUUGCUCAAAGAACGAAUUCAUGUGAUCGGGCCAUACACUCGCAACUUCCUGGUAUCUUGGUUGACCUUACUCGAUACGAUCCCUGACCUAGAACUCGUCACCUUCUUGCCUGAGUUUCUGGAAGGACUGAUUAAGUUUCUUGGUGGACCUCACAAAGAUGUCAACGUUGCUACACAGGGUCUUCUAGACAGGUUUCUCACGGAGAUCAAGAGAAUCACUCGUCUGAAGAAAGGAAUCGCAGAAAGUCGAAAGGGACAAGAGAGCCGCAGGCGUUCUAAUGCCAGUGAUACUGUGAGCGCCAAAACCGAGCAGACACUUGAGACCGCUGGUGCAGAGGAUGGUGAGAAGGAUGACAUUGCGGUCGAAGACUCGGCAUCAGAUUCACUGUUUGACGAUGAGGCGAUCCAGGCCGAUGAUGACUGGAUCCCGGGUCAAGACGUUCAUAUCGACUAUCCCAAGAUUCUGGACAUUCUAGUCAGCUUUGUCGAUACCUCAUUCGAGGAGGAGAUGCAAUUGACUGCACUUCGCUGGAUCGAUGCUUUCUUUGAGAUCAGCCCUGAGGAUAUCCUUCCGUUUGUCCCGAGGCUGCUGACUCAAGUGCUCCCGGCGAUGUCUAGUGGGUCGGAUUCGGUGCGACAGGCAGCGAACCGAGUCAACAAGUCCCUCCUCGAAUACAUAUACUCUCUUUCAGAUGACGCCCCUGAGGAAUACGCCCAAGCGUCAUCCAAACUUCCUUCAACCGCACCUAGCAAGGAGAGCAUAGACAGAAAACCUUCAGAAAUUCCCAACCCCGAUUCAAGGAGAACAACACAAGAGUCUUCUCGGGCUCCGACACCGCGGAGUAGUAUCAUUUCAGCGCCCGCACAGCCAGCCGAUCUCGAUUACGCUGCAGCGGUGAACUCGCUGAUUUUGCAAUUCUUGAAUGAAAAUGAAGCUACUCGGGUAGCUGCACUUUCGUGGCUGAUCAUGUUACACCGGAAAGCGCCACGAAAAGUGGUUGCAUUCAAUGACGGAACCUUCCCAGCUCUGUUGAAAACGCUCUCUGACCCUGCAGAAGCAGUUGUGACUAAGGACCUGCAACUGCUGUCUCAAAUCUCAAGAAACAGCGAGGAUAGCUACUUCACUUCGUUCAUGGUGAAUCUGCUUCAGCUUUUCUCCACUGACCGACACCUGUUGGAGGUUCGGGGCAAUUUGAUUAUCCGGCAGUUGUGCCUGAAUCUGAGCCCUGAGCGAAUCUAUCGGACCCUGGCAGACUGCCUCGAGAAGGAAGAGGAUCUCGAAUUUGCCAGCAUCAUGGUGCAGAAUUUGAACAACAAUCUUAUUACCGCCCCUGAACUGUCUGAUAUGAGAAAGCGCUUGAGGAACCUUGACACAAGGGAGGGACAAAUGUUUUUCGUUGCCCUAUUCCGGUCUUGGUGCCAUAAUGCCGUGUCUACCUUUUCCCUGUGCCUUCUUGCUCAGGCCUAUGAGCAGGCUUACAAUCUUUUGCAGAUCUUUGCCGAGCUUGAAAUGACGGUCAACAUGCUGAUCCAAAUCGACAAGCUGGUGCAGCUGCUCGAGUCCCCCGUCUUCACCUACCUUCGUCUCCAACUUCUCGAACCCGAAAAAUACCCCUACCUGUACAAAUGUCUAUACGGUGUCCUCAUGCUCCUCCCCCAGAGCUCCGCCUUUGCCGCCCUUAAAAACCGGCUGAAUAGCGUCAGCAACAUCGGUUUCCUCCAUGGUGGUCCCCGCAGCACACCCCAAACUGCACCAUCUUUCGAUCGUUCGUCCGGCACCCGCGUCAAGAGUCGUGACGAUAUUCGGUGGACAGAACUCCUCGAUAAAUUCAAGGCUGUCCAAGAACGGGCGCGUCGCGCGCAGGCUGCGCAGCGCCACUCACUGGACCCGACAGACACCUUGCAGAACCCUUCGUUAACUGCCGCACUAUCUGCGGCGACGGUUGACCGAGCGCGAGAUCGAUCGGCUCUGCCUGACGCGCCGCGCGCGGGCAUGGUGUCUCCCAUCGGUAUCGGCAUUGGCCAUGUGCCUGGAGCGGCUGGUAUGGGUGGGAGCGGCAAUCGGGGAGCGCUGGACACCAGAGCCACCAGCUCCACAACUCUUCUUGGUUCUGCACAUAAACACAAGUCGAGUCUGCCGAAUCUGGGGAGACUGGGAAUCGGAGGACGCAAGUCGAAGAGAUGA
Messenger RNA from Penicillium subrubescens, 2778 nucleotides. Its product is annotated as VAC14 family protein. NCBI's taxonomy places the organism in Eukaryota, Fungi, Ascomycota, Eurotiomycetes, Eurotiales, Aspergillaceae. Bases 1 to 2778 code for a protein of 925 amino acids. Gene Ontology annotation, biological process: phosphatidylinositol biosynthetic process; positive regulation of kinase activity. Gene Ontology annotation, cellular component: fungal-type vacuole membrane; endosome membrane; PAS complex. The record is from RefSeq and is a predicted model, not a curated record. The transcript has 10 exons.